GAGAAUCACCACGAUGUCGCUACGCUUUGGAUCACGGAGGGUACGCGGGAGGAUCAUCUGGAGGCCAACAGCAUGUUCCAAUGGCUCGAAGACGUCUUCAAAAGUGCCGCCGGCAUGGCAGACAGCCCGAGCUGUCGCGUCGACGCCGACCGCUGAGAAAGUUCUGUUUCCUGGAGCAUUGAAUAGCGAAUUCACGAACACCCUUAAGUUCCUUACACCAUCGACGAAUAAAGCGAUUCCUACGUACCGCGUUAUGGACCAGUCGGGGCGAGUGUUAGACAAGGAAGUUGGGGUAGAUACUGGAGAAGAAGAGGCGUUGGCAUUGUACAAGAACAUGGUUUGCUUGAGCAUCAUGGACCUCCUCAUGUUCGAAGCGCAAAGACAAGGAAGGUUGAGCUUCUACAUGGUCUCCGCCGGCGAAGAAGGCAUAGCCGUCGGAUCCGCGAGCGCUCUCUCCCCAGCUGAUGUAAUCUUCUGUCAAUAUCGCGAAUCCGGCGUGUACAUGCAGCGCGGCUUCACCCUCGACGACUUCAUGAACCAGCUUUUCUCAAAUAGAAAGGAUGCCGGCCUUGGUAGAAACAUGCCUGUCCACUACGGUAGUAAAAAACUCAACAUCCACACUAUUUCCUCCACACUUGCAACGCAAAUACCCCACACAGCAGGCGCAGCCUACGCCCUCAAGCUCCAGAAUAUGCAACAGCCGGAUGUGCCACCACGGAUAGCUGUUUGCUACUUUGGUGAGGGCGCUGCAAGCGAAGGCGACUUUCAUGCUGCACUAAAUAUUGCCGCGACGAGACAGGUGCCCGCUAUCUUCAUCUGCAGGAAUAACGGAUAUGCGAUUUCGACACCGACCAGUGACCAGUAUCGGGGUGAUGGAAUAGCGAGCCGUGGAGCUGGCUACGGCAUCGAUACCCUCCGCGUCGACGGCAACGACAUUUUCGCCGUGCGCCGCGCUACGAAAGAAGCCCGUCGUCUCGCCCUCGAGAAUGGUGGCAAGCCCGUCCUGAUCGAAAUGAUGGCGUACCGCGUUGGCCACCACAGCACAUCCGACGAUAGCUUCGCCUACCGGCAGCGCGUCGAAGUCGAAGACUGGAAGCGCCGCGACAACCCCAUCACCCGCCUCCGAAAGUGGCUAGAAGGGCGAAAUCUAUGGGACGAAGACAAAGAAAGGGAACUCAGAAGUCGGCAAAGGAAAGAGAUUCUCGCCGCUUUUGACAGAGCGGAGAAGGAGAAGAAGCCUGCGAUCAAGCAUGCUUUCGAGGAUGUUUGGGAGCAUAUGACGGAGGAACAGAAGAUGCACGUUGAGGAGUUGAAAGACAUACUGCAUAGAUAUCCGAAGGAGUACGAUGUUGAGCAGCAUGAGGGUGGUGUGGCAUCGCUGGACGAGCUAUUGCAGCCAAAGAGGUAGAAUAGUACGAAUCAUGAAAAGAUCCAUUACUAGUCAUGUUUAGCUUCAACUUCUUAUAGCGCAGGGGGAUUCGAGGGCCCCAAAAUCUCAAAUGCUUAGACAUG
Messenger RNA from Trematosphaeria pertusa, 1512 nucleotides. Its product is annotated as 2-oxoisovalerate dehydrogenase subunit alpha mitochondrial precursor. Lineage: Eukaryota; Fungi; Ascomycota; Dothideomycetes; Pleosporales; Trematosphaeriaceae. Gene Ontology annotation, biological process: branched-chain amino acid catabolic process. The coding region runs from base 14 to 1408 and encodes 464 amino acids. The transcript is spliced from 4 exons. Gene Ontology annotation, molecular function: oxidoreductase activity, acting on the aldehyde or oxo group of donors, disulfide as acceptor. The record is from RefSeq and is a predicted model, not a curated record.